Dalotia coriaria is the source of this 807-nucleotide messenger RNA. RefSeq names its product selenoprotein F. Gene Ontology annotation, molecular function: oxidoreductase activity. The transcript is spliced from 3 exons. The record is from RefSeq and is a predicted model, not a curated record. The coding region runs from base 254 to 745 and encodes 163 amino acids. Gene Ontology annotation, cellular component: endoplasmic reticulum lumen. NCBI's taxonomy places the organism in Eukaryota, Metazoa, Arthropoda, Insecta, Coleoptera, Staphylinidae.
CAAUCCGGGAAAUAACUUUAUGUACUUUUAAAACAAAAAUUUGCCCAGCAAACAUCACGUACUAUUAAAAACAAAUAAAACGCGUUGAGUAACAAUUAUUACACGUUUACUAUUUGGUAGAUUCCAAACCAGAUUCGAAAAAAGUAUCGAACUUAUCAGAUAAAAGUGUACAUAACCUUGAAUCCAUCGUCAAAUUUGCACUUGAUCAUUACAGUACAUAUUAUAGUGUUACAAGUUAAAUUAAACAAAUAAAAUGCCUAGUUUAAUAUAUUACACAACUGCCACAUUAUUGUUAUUUUGUGCUCUGAAUGUAAAUGCAGAGUUUACGACUGAAGAUUGUUGGGCUCUAGGCUUCAAUAAAGCUAAUUUAUUGUGCAGUUCAUGUGAUCAAUUGCCCAAAUUUGAUUUGGAUAUAAUAAGAGAUCAUUGCAAAGAAUGUUGUCACCAUGAUGAAUCUGCACAAGGCAAUAAAGUCUAUGCCAAAGCAGUGCUAGAAGUAUGCACAUGUAAAUUUGGUGCUUAUCCACAAAUCCAAGCAUUCAUCAAGAGUGAUAGACCUGCAAAGUUCUCCAAUCUACAGAUUAAAUAUGUCAGAGGUUUAGAUCCUAUUAUUAAGUUGUAUAACAAGGAUGGGCAUUUGAAGGAAACCGUUGCCAUUGAAAAGUGGAAUACUGACUCAGUUGAAGAGUUUUUGAAUACUCAUCUUGAGAAGGAGGAUGAUUAUUUACAAACUAAUAUGAUUUAACUAUAAAUUUGUAAGAUGUGAAUGUGGUGAUAAUUUCAACUAAAAAAUACUUUAUAUAAGUA